AGGCGGAUCUGUGUCGCCGUGCAGGAAGGACAACCUUCAAAAUAAAGCACAGUGAUGAGCUAAAGGCUCCGGAUUGGACCAAACAGGGAGAAAAGCAAAGCAGGAAGCGCGACCAGCUGCAGGGACGUCGGUGAUGAGAAUCAGGCGACUCCUCAGCUCAUGAAGUAGCGGUUCGUCAACAGCGUUUGGUCAGAAACGAGCUGAGAGGAACCAGGCGGCGGGCGGACUGAAGUUUGGGCGGGAUGGCGGCGGUGGUGCUGAAGCGGCAGGGCCUCGGGCUGCUCCGGGCCUUCAUGGUGCUGCUGGGAGUGUCGGCGCUGUGCAGCGUCGCGUUGGGAACCCGGAGAGGAAACGCUGCUCUGGACCAGAGAGGCCACAGACACAGACAUCCAGGUCAGGUGUCGCUGCACAGACACCGGCAGCGGGCGGGAAAGGAAGGCCAGGUGCUGCACCGGUCCAAACGAGGCUGGGUCUGGAACCAGUUCUUCGUCAUCGAGGAGUACACCGGGCCCGACCCGGUUCUGGUGGGCAGGCUCCACUCAGAUGUCGACUCGGGCGACGGCAACAUCAAGUACAUCCUCUCCGGUGAAGGCGCGGGAACCAUUUUCGUCAUCGACGACAAGACGGGCAACAUCCACGCCACCAAGACGCUGGACCGCGAGGAGCAGGCCCAGUACACGCUGACGGCGCAGGCCGUGGCCAGAGACACCAUGAAGCCUCUGGAGCCGCCGUCGGAGUUCAUCGUCAAGGUUCAGGACAUCAACGACAAUCCCCCCGAGUUCCUGCACGGACCGUACUACGCCAGGGUGCCCGAGAUGUCCAACGUCGGUACGUCGGUGAUGCAGGUGACGGCGACGGACGCCGACGACCCCACGUACGGUAACAGCGCCCGGCUGGUCUACAGCAUCCUGCAGGGUCAGCCCUACUUCUCUGUGGAGCCUCAGACAGGUAUAAUCCGCACGGCGCUGCCCAACAUGGACCGCGAGGCCCGGCAGGAGUACGACGUGGUGAUCCAGGCCAAGGACAUGGGGGGGCACAUGGGCGGCCUGUCGGGAACCACCGAGGUCAAGAUCACGCUCACCGACGUCAACGACAACCCGCCCAAGUUCCCUCAGAGUGUGUACCCCAUGUCCGUGUCGGAGGAUAAAGUCCCGGGUGAGGAGGUGGGCCGGCUGAAGGCCAAAGACCCCGACAUGGGGGACAACGGGAUGGUGAACUACCGGCUGGUGGACGGAGACGGGAUGGGCCUGUUCGAACUGACCACCGACUCCGAGACCCGGGAGGCUGUGAUCAAACUCAAGAAGCCGGUGGACUUUGAGACGAAGCGCUCGUACACCCUGAAGGUGGAGGGGUCCAACCCCCACGUCGACCCCCAGUUCCUGGCCUGGGGGCCCUACAAGGACGAAGCCACCAUAAAGAUCUCGGUGGAGGAUGCAGACGAGCCUCCCGUCUUCGUCGCUCCCAGCUACACGUUCGAGGUGGAGGAGAACGCGCCUCAAGGAACCCCGGUGGGUCGAGUUCACGCCAAGGACACCGACGUCGCCAACAACCCCGUCAGGUACAUGAUCCCGCGCUACACCGACGUGGAACAGUUCUUCAGCAUAAACUCGGAGGACGGAAUGAUCACCACGACUCGCCCGCUGGACCGAGAGGCUCAGGCCUGGCACAACAUCUCGGUGUCGGCCACGGAGAUCGGAGGCCACCACCAGGACACCAAGGUGCGCGUCAACAUCCGAGUCAAAGACAUCAACGACAACCCGCCGGAGUUUGCGACCAACAACGAGGUCCUGAUGUGCGAGAGCGUCGCCCCGGGGAAGGUAAUCGAGACGGUGAGCGCCGUGGACAAAGACGAGAUGGCUCACCGGCAGCACUUCACCUUCAGCCUGGCGCCGGAAGUCGCCCACAACCACAACUUCUCGCUCAAAGACAACAGAGACAGCUCAGCCAGCAUCUAUGUGCUGCGUAAAGGAUUCAGCCGACUAACGCAGGACGUUUACUACCUUCCCAUCGAGAUAAACGACAACGGCUUCCCGGCGAUGAGCAGCACCAACACUCUGACCAUCAGAGUGUGUUCCUGCGACAGCAGAGACACCAUCCUGUCCUGCAACGUGGAGCCGUACGUCCUGCCUGCCGGCCUCAGCACCGGAGCCCUGAUCGCUAUCCUGGCCUGUAUCGUCAUUCUGCUCGCGAUCGUGGUGUUGUUUGUCGCGCUGAGGCGUCAGAAGAAGGAGCCGCUGAUCGUGUUUGAGGAGGAGGACAUCAGGGAGAACAUAAUCACUUAUGACGACGAAGGAGGCGGCGAGGAGGACACCGAGGCCUUCGACAUCGCAACGCUGCAGAACCCCGACGGUGCCAACGGGUUCCUGCCGAGGAAGGACAUCAAACCGGAGCUCCAGUAUCCCAUCAGGCCCGGCGGCCGUCCCGCAGCCAACAGCGUCGACGUCGACGACUUCAUCAAGACCCGGAUCGCGGAGGCCGACAGCGACCCGACGGCGCCGCCCUACGACUCCAUCCAGAUCUACGGCUACGAGGGCCGGGGUUCGCUGGCCGGGUCUCUGAGCUCCCUCGAGUCCGUCACCACGGAGUCGGACCUGGAUUACGACUACCUGCAGAGUUGGGGGCCGCGGUUUAAGAAGCUGGCAGACUUGUACGGGACCAAAGACUGCUGCAUGAACGAUGUGGACGACGGCGAGGACUCUUAACAGCGGUCUCACCGAGUGGACGCCUCCAAACCCGGUCCGAUUCCGCGAGGAUUCGCUAACGGAGGGUUCCCGACCGACCGAUCAGUUCAUGCCAAUUCGUCACCGAACGCUAAACAGCCCUCCUCCUGCUCCUCCUCCAAGUCGCUUCGUUAACGGACACAUAACGAACGACUGGACUGUUCCCAAACUUCUUCCUCCGCCUCCCGCCGUCUCGUUCCCUCCCUCUGUUCCCACAGACUCGAGCAUCGCAGGGCUGGAGAUUUGUUCUGUCACUAGUUUGUCUGUUUGGGAGUAAAUUUGAUGGAAAAAUUGUUGCUGUAUGAUCAAAACGACUUGCUUAUAGCAAACUGUUUAGUUUAUUAGAGGUUCUAUAUGCUUUUGUGGACUGGAUUCUUCCUCGGCGCUUCCUGGGAGAGAUUUUAUUCCCUUCGCAGGCUCCUGAGCGGAGUGUUUUUACUUUAGUCGCCCUCUCAACGAAAGAGAGGAAAUACAAGUAAGAAUAAGUUUGUAUGUGAUCCAGCAACUGCCUGAGAAAUGAAACAUAAAAGACGUGUCAGUCGGGUCAAGCGGUUCAAACAAGAUGAUUUCUUUUUUUUAAGUUGUUGUGUGUGUGCCGAAUCCAGCAGGUCCUGUUGUUAGACGGCGUGACCGACUCUGGGUUGUUGAUGCUCUGAAGGCGCUCGCAGCUUCUUCACAGUAUGGUGGCCUUAUAAUAAAUAACCAACAACUCCAGGGGUAAACACAGCAGGAGGGAGCACAGAGACCGCUAGCUUCAGUAGCUGCACGGACGAACCAACACGACUGCGAAUCUGUGAAAACGCUGCACAAACGCAACCGUUUUGUUUUUUCUAAAAAAAAAAAGAGAGACCGACUCGACGCGGAUUCAAUUACAAAACUGUGGAUGAUUCUUCGUUUUCAUUCUUCACUGCAGAGAAGACGUGAAAAGAAAAGCCGCCCACAUCCUCCCCCCCACUGUGUCCCCCUUCCUCCCCCCCUUCAUCCCUCACCUGUCCACCAAUGAAUGAUCACUUCCUCAUUUGGAGUCCACCAAUGAUGAUCAAUCAGUAAAAGAAAAAAGAAAAAAAACCUGUGAGCUCUAAAAAUCGCCUUAAACUUUAACGGACACUCUUUGCAACGCAGUGCAUUCUCUUGUUUUUGUUUUUAUUUUUUUUCUCCUCCUCCUUUUUUUCCUUUUUUUUGUAACUUGAAAAGUAUAUCCAGAACGCAAACUAUUCUCCAUGUUAGGUGUGUACAGAGCAGACGUGUGGUACUUCACUGAGGAUCGCUCUUGGAUCAGGAUCGGCCGCUGCUGCCUGCUCCGUGCACGCCGGCCGGUCGAACGCGUUUCCACGGCGGCGGCGGCGGCGUCUGUUGUAUCAACACGUGUCGCUCUCCCAACACAAGCCCAGUUUUCUGAGCCUCGUGCACGGAGGCCGACAGCAGGGCGUCCUUUUUAAAGAGUUCUUGUUCAAUCUCUUUUUUAAUGUUAUUAUAUUAUUAUGAUUAUUAUUAUUGUUGUUUUCUAUGAUUAUUAUUAUUAUUAUUAUUAUUAUCAUUAUUAUGCCAAUAAUUGUUCUUUCAUUGGCUGCAGCUACACAGGAACUCGUUCAACUCUUUGCAGCUCACGUUUGCCCGAACAUGGAGAGACUACCGAGUAAUCAAGUUUCAUUUCGGGCUAAAAAUCUGCUGCCAAAAGUUAAAUCUGAGCUCUGUGUGAAUACAACCUCUCUCAUUUCUUUGGUUUUUAGUUUUUCUUUUCUUCAUUAUUUGGCGUUUCUUCGUCGUUUCUCCCUGUUCGAGAGGAAAACUAGCAAUCUGUGUUUGUUGCAGUGAGAGAACGCCUCGUUUUUAUUCUCUGUCAAGUUUUAUGGUACCGAUUUGUACAAUUUUAAAAGUUCUUAUUUUAGUAUACAUGCAGAAUAUUCCAGUAUUACAACAAAAACAUGUUAAGAAAAAUAAGAUUAAAAAAAAUGUUACAGCAUCACACUUAUAUUUUCUGAACAUUGUACUGUUGCUUUACUAUGUGCUUCAAUCUCCGAAGCGAAAAAAAAAACUUUGAAAUAAAUGCUCUUUUUAUAAAAUGA
Molecule: messenger RNA, 4786 nt
Organism: Stegastes partitus (bicolor damselfish)
Lineage: Eukaryota; Metazoa; Chordata; Actinopteri; Pomacentridae
Gene: cdh11
Product: cadherin 11, type 2, OB-cadherin (osteoblast)
Exons: 15
Coding region: 243-2702 (819 amino acids)
Biological process (GO): cell-cell adhesion mediated by cadherin; calcium-dependent cell-cell adhesion; cell-cell junction assembly
Cellular component (GO): catenin complex; plasma membrane; adherens junction
Molecular function (GO): calcium ion binding; beta-catenin binding; cadherin binding
Source: RefSeq, a predicted model, not a curated record